Molecule: messenger RNA, 906 nt
Organism: Darwinula stevensoni
Lineage: Eukaryota; Metazoa; Arthropoda; Ostracoda; Podocopida; Darwinulidae
Source: the annotation of a GenBank genome assembly
AUGACGCCAUGGGGAUUCAUUGCAGAACAACUGACACUGGUACGAACAACAAUCUCCUACAAUUCCAUACUUCAGGCCCCGUAUGAGAGAGAAUCGGAACCAGGAACAAAGCCAACGGGCAGAAGUUCCGAAAUGGACGAACGAGUGCUGCUGUGCUUGGACGUCCUUAUCAACUGUCAUGAAAGUCUUCUCCUUUGCUACAUACAAAUCUAUACCAUCUCAAUAUCACCCUAUUCUAUCGCAAGUGUCCUAAAGCAACGCAUAAGCAUGGACACAGAAAAGGGGCGUUUGGGCACUUACGCCCUUUUUCUUGAGACCUCCUCCAUCAAAGGAAAAAGGCUUGACGUCGUUGCCUUGACAAACAAGGGCGAGGGCGAAGGGGAGAGGAACGAGAGUAAGGUUACCCGGUUCACCGAGUUGAGUACGGGAGUUGAUCCCGCCCAUUUGGUGAACCCGUCAGUCGGAUCCACUGCAUCACAUGCUCCACUUCUUGAGUUCAACAUCGUGAUCCAUCAAAUUCUAACUCUGGGUGCUGGGGAGUCUGGGAAGAGCACAAUUGUGAAGCAGAUGAAGAUCAUCCACGAGAGCGGAUUCACGCAAGAGGACUUCAAACAAUAUAAACCUGUGGUAUAUAGCAACACGAUCCAGAGUUUAGUGGCCAUCUUGCGAGCCAUGCCCAACCUUGGCAUCCCCUUCGGAAACAACGAACGCGAGGUGAGAAAUUCCGUAUUCAUGGACUCUAUGCAGGGACGUUAUAAUUCAUCAAAGUUUGCAUUCGAUUGGAGAGUAUCCUAUUAUCAUAAACUUGCACAAGCCAAAUAUCCAGAGGAGAAGUUGAAGAAGAUUGGGGGUGUUCUGAAGAGGAAGUUACUUAAUCAGAUGACAGAGGUGAUGAUCAAAGGCUAA